Messenger RNA from Uranotaenia lowii, 1458 nucleotides. RefSeq lists its product as uncharacterized. Bases 1 to 1458 code for a protein of 485 amino acids. The transcript has a single exon. NCBI's taxonomy places the organism in Eukaryota, Metazoa, Arthropoda, Insecta, Diptera, Culicidae. The record is from RefSeq and is a predicted model, not a curated record.
AUGCCAAUCGGUUCCAGUUUCACGUCGCACUUCCCACCUUCUUCACAUCACAUACGACUCCCUGAUAUCAAAAUUCCAACGUUCAGUGGCAACAUAGACACGUGGCUCAACUUUCACGAUCUCUUCGUAUCGCUUGUGCACUCAUCGCAUGAACUUUCUAGCAUUCAAAAGUUCUAUUAUCUACGUGCUUCUCUCUCCGGCGAUGCCCAAAAGUUGAUUCAAACCAUUCCGAUCAGUUCCAACAACUACUUGGUUGCUUGGAAUUUACUCUUGGAUCACUUCCAAAAUCCAAGUCGUUUGAAGCAGUCGUAUGUCGAUUCUCUGUUUGAGUUCUCAGCAUUAAAAUCGGAAUCAGCUUCGGAUUUACAUUCUCUUGUGGAACGAUUUGAGGCCAACGUCAAAAUUUUACAUCAACUAGGCGAACGGACUGAAUACUGGGACAUACUGCUUAUUCGAAUGCUUAGCAUUCGUUUAGACAGCACGACUAGACGGGACUGGGAAGUUUAUGCCACGACUAAGGACAGCGUUUCAUUCCAAGACCUCGUAGCAUUUAUUCAACGCAGGGUAACUGUCCUAGAAAGCAUUAAGGCGAAAGUUCCAGAAACUACUUUCUCUGGAAACUUAAGAAAAUCCACACAGCGGUCUGUUAGUAGUCAUAGUGCUCAUCAGUUGAACGAUAAACAUUGCGCAUUCUGUUCCGAGAAUCAUGUUCUGUACCAUUGCCCCAGAUUUGCAAAAAUGAAUUUGGAUACGAAGGAGAAAGAAAUUCGUCGACUACACUUGUGUCGUAACUGCUUGCGUAAGGGUCAUUUAGCCAACAACUGUUCAUCCACAAAUUGUCGAAAAUGUAGAGGGCGUCAUCAUACUCUGCUGUGCUCAGGAGACUCUCACAGCAACAAGUCUUCUGAAUCCACGAAAGCCGAAAACUCUCUACCAUCUCAACUACCUACGACGUCGGUGUCAGCCAGUCUUGAUAAUCCAGUGAGCCUUGCUUCCACUGGUUGUAAAAAAGUUUUACUUGCCACAGCUAUUGUCAAUCUCAUCGAUGACAAUGGAACAAUCCACACAGCCAGAGCUUUGCUUGACUCUGGCAGUGAGUGCUGCUUCAUCACAGAAUCGUUAUCGCAACGAAUGAAGUCCAGCCGCGUAAAAAUCAACCUCCCUAUCAGCGGAAUUGGCCAAUCACUUUCCCACGCACGACACAAGAUACAAACCACGCUACAGUCUCGUGUCAGCAACUUUUCGACUACCCUCGAAUUUAUUGUCCUUCCCAAGGUCACUACUAAUUUGCCAACAUCAUGCUUUGACGUCAGUGAUUGGAAGAUACCUUCCGACAUCAACCUAGCAGACCCCGCCUUCUUUGCAACCAAUCCUGUCGAACUCAUACUAGGAGCCGAAAUCUUCUUCGAGCUACUCAAACCUCCAGGACGAAUCUCGGCGAUAGUUACCCCCUGCUGA